Messenger RNA from Dermacentor andersoni, 2784 nucleotides. RefSeq lists its product as uncharacterized. The record is from RefSeq and is a predicted model, not a curated record. Lineage: Eukaryota; Metazoa; Arthropoda; Arachnida; Ixodida; Ixodidae.
GGGUUGCGGCUCCUGUUGGUCGACCACCGUCGGCGAAGAAAGCUUUCGCAACAAAAAAGAACGUAUUACGUGGCGUACACAAAACCCCUUCUUAUACGGCAGGGGCAGCGGCCUUAACCCACCCUCCAGUCCGGCCAUGGGGAAGGGAACCGGUAUUUCUCUGGCCCCGAGAUGGAGCCGGAAGCUCUGCCCGAUAGCGGAAGGGGUCACGCGAUGACCGCCGACCGCAAGAUGUGAAAGCUCCGCCGGCGCUGCGACAGGGCGUCGGCUGCGACUUUCUUUAGGGGGGACCUGUCCGUCUCCUCUCCGCAUCUUCGGCGGCCAUCGCGUUUAAAAAAAAAGAAAAAAAAUCCGUCCACCGUCCGAGCAAUGCAACUGGUCAGCGCGGAAGAGAGAAAGAUGCGAAGAGGAGAAGGAGGAGGAGGUUGUAGAAGGACCCGGCUAUUUAUAGCCGCGCCCAUCAGAGUUUUCGUUGCCGUCACAGCUAGCGCAACAGCAGGCAAGCGAACGACAGAAGAACAUGGCGUCCAGAAUGUCCCUAGCCGCUGCGGCUCUGUUGAUGGUGAUUCUCCUGGUGGUGGCGCUGUCGUCUGCUCAAGAGUACCCGCCUCCCGGACGGCCUGGAGGAAGCGGUCGCGACUGCCACUACCUCUGUUUCCUCGACAACUGCAACCGUCGCAAGUGCUACUACACCUGCAAUCGACCACGGUACUGCGAGGAACAGGCGUCUCUAUUACUCACGGCGGGGUCUGCAGCAGUGGACGGCGGCGUGGUGUCGGCGUUUCCUUCCCAGGCGGAUGACGUGGACGAUGCGGACGUGCCGGACGUUCCGUCGGCGCCUGCUGCGACGCCAAGCGCCUGAUGCCGCCCUCACCGAAGAAGCCAGCACUACGCGCGCGCAUCACAUCAGUACAACACGCCCGAUGACAUACUAUAGCUACAAUUAACCCCUCCCCCCCCCCCCCCCCCGUCUCGCUAUCGACUACACGCCCCCUCUUGCGGGCGCAAUUUCAUUAACUUCCCUAUGAACCGUGACGUAUGAGCACGCUGUUUUACGAUGGGCAUUUUCGCGGUGCUGGUCACGUGUUCGAGCCGUAGCCCCGGAGCGAAGCCGCGCAAGAAUGGGUUAUUUGGGUAGAGAGAGAGAGAGAGAGAGAGAGAGAGAGAGAGAGAGAGAUGCGCUGUGUUUUCUCGACACCUUUAAUUUGAAGUCAGGGCCAAUCUGCUGUUCGAUGCAGCGCUCUAUAUAGAUGCCCCUAGAUGACCGACGUGGCCACAUGUCCUUGCCAAGUGUUCCCUGUGUAAGACUCGGUUUUAUCGUCUCUUGAGUAGGUCGGAAGGUGUAAGCGAGAUAACAGAUAAGGGUGCGUUAAGCUCGCUGUUUGGUUAUGAACGUCCUACCCCGUUACAGAUUCAACAAGAGUAUACCUGCGGGCGUUUUAAGACCUUGACGGCUAUGCGUUCGCGUUGCUUCAGAAGGCACGGGAGUUGGGCAGGUAGCCAGUCCUUCGCCGAGUGCAGUACGUAUAGCGUACCGCGAUAGUGACUUCGAAAUGUUGGCACAACUUACACGGUAGUCCGAUAAGCUUUCUUCUUUUUGUUUUCUAACUGCGCAGUAUUCAAGAAUGACAUUCCGAUAUUAUAAUCGCCGUGCUCUUUGUGCCGCCAGCAACACCAGCUGCAACCAGCCUUCUUUCUUGCCAUGUCCUCCGUUAUCGGAAGAAACUCAUACUCAUAGCAUUAGAAACUCUAUACUCGUACUGCACCAACGAUCUUGGAGGCAAUGCUUCUGCACUAGAGGGCGAGAAAGUCGUGGUUCAGCGCUUAUCCCACCGUCCGAUGGCGAAGGACGGCGCUUUAUAUAACGGCGGUUUCUUGCACGCUGAAGGCGGCCAACAGUUAUUUCUCGCGGCUGUUACGUGUAACAGUUCACUCGUAUUGACGACCUGAACAUUUGCAAUCUCGUUUGUGCCAGCUACUCGAAACUUCGAACGCGUAGAUUAACCGCGUGUCCGCGGCUUCCGCCCAAGCUGCUGCAGCUCACGGCUAGUUUAGGAAUCGGCGCUGACGUCACGCCGUGCUGAACGAUCAGCGGUGGUGCGUGGUGACGUCAGCACAAGUGGCAGGUCUGCUCCGAGCAAUAUGCUCCGGACCGUUUCGCUCGCUCGUGUUCUAAAUUGUCUUCACAAAUUUGGGCAUUAGGUACAUUGCAGUCGCAAUAACGGUGCAAUAACGUUGCGAUAGUUUCAGUAACGUUUCUAGCUCAAAGUAAUAACACUGUAAUCAACACUCAUCAGUGCUUCUACAAGGAUUGCAGAACCACCACCCCUCCCCAAUAUUUUAUCUACGUCCUCCGAAGCACUCAUCAUCAUCACUAGCACUAGAGGGCAGCAGUGGUGUUUACAUCACAAAAGCCUGGGACGGAAGCACCUGCUGCCAACAAACUUUCCAUAGGCCGUACGAGCAAGACAGCGCCGUUGUUUCAUCACAUCUAUGGAUGGGAGGACACCAAAUCAUCUUCUAUGCAGUGAACAUCAUCCCGGACUACAUACACGACCGCGUUCGUGGAUGGAUCAUCCAGAGCGUUCUGUAAAUGUGGUCACAUCUUGCGCGGGACAUUUUUUUUUUUUUCGCCAAGAACGUGCGCAUUAAACGUCGGCCCUCCCUCAGACUUCUCGAAAGUGUUCAAAGGUCACCGUUCUUUGAGUCGUUAGCAAGUGAACGCAUGUCACUAGAAUGACGAGGGCGAAAGAAAGAACUGAAUAAAUACAAUGUAUUGAACAA